Messenger RNA from Condylura cristata (star-nosed mole), 1524 nucleotides. Its product is annotated as DLA class II histocompatibility antigen, DR-1 beta chain-like. The transcript is spliced from 5 exons. Lineage: Eukaryota; Metazoa; Chordata; Mammalia; Eulipotyphla; Talpidae. The record is from RefSeq and is a predicted model, not a curated record. Gene Ontology annotation, biological process: positive regulation of T cell activation; immunoglobulin production involved in immunoglobulin-mediated immune response; peptide antigen assembly with MHC class II protein complex. Gene Ontology annotation, molecular function: MHC class II protein complex binding. Gene Ontology annotation, cellular component: MHC class II protein complex; late endosome membrane; lysosomal membrane. Bases 17 to 547 code for a protein of 176 amino acids.
UUCUCUUGUUCUCAGCAUGGUGUGUCUGUGGUUCCCAGGAGGUUCCUGGAUGACAGCGUUGACAGUGAUUCUGAUGAUGAUGAGUCCUCCUCUGAUUUGGGCCAGAGACACUCGAGUUGAGCCCACAGUGACUGUGUAUCCUACCAAGGCCCCAUCCCUGCAGCACCACAGCCUCCUGGUCUGCUCUGUGAAUGGUUUCUAUCCAGGCCAAAUUGAAGUCAAGUGGCUCCGGAAUGGCCAGGAGGAGGAAGCUGGUAUCGUUUCCACAGGCCUGAUUCAAAAUGGAGACUGGACCUUCCAGAUCCUGGUGAUGCUUGAAACAAUGCUUCAGAGUGGAGAGGUCUACACCUGCCAUGUGGAGCACCCAAGCCUGACGAGCCCUAUCACAGUGGAGUGGAGGGCACAGUCAGAAUCUGCCCAGAGCAAGAUGCUGAGUGGGAUAGGAGGCUUUGUUCUGGGUCUUCUCUUCCUUGGAGUGGGGCUGUUCAUCCACUUCAGGAAUCAGAAAGGACAGUCUGGAAUUCAGCCAACAGGACUCCUCAACUGAUGUGAAGAGGGUAACACUGAGGAAACUUCUGUGCUUCUUCUGUGCUUCUUCACAGCAUUUAAGUUCUCCUGCUGCUGUUGUUCCACAUAGAGAACCCUUUCUCAGAUUUGAUUGCUUCCAUUACAUCCUUGACCUAGAAGGCCUCAGUAUUGAUUGAAAUCCUCCACUUUUAUUCCUGCCCAGUUUCUUUUGUAUUCAACCCUCAGGUCUUCCAUGCAAAUGAACUCACCUUCAGCCAAUAUUUCUUUAUGGUAUAUUUUUUUCCUCAAAUAUACAUGAAAUGAUCUGCUUUAUACAGCUUCAAGGACAAGAAGUAAAGAGAAAUGAUAAGUUUUCAUUUAUAUCCCUGAAUUUUCAUUAUAUGAAUCAGAUUGAUUUGUUUCUGUGGUUUUCUGCAUUCUGUAAUUUAGUCAUUAAAGAUUCUGAGAUCCAAUUCCAACGUGUGGGAGAUUUCCCACACUACCAAGCAAUUAUCUGUCACUAACUGAGUAUCCCACAGUUCUACUCCAUUUUGACACUGUCUAUCUGGAGAUACUGUCAGGUCCCACGGGUUAAGUGUUCAGCAUUACCAGAUUGGCCCGUCCCCUCUGCUAGGGAUAUAAAAGGGCUCUCACUCACUCUCCCAGAGGAACACAGCUCCAUUUCUGCAAUUCCAGUCCAGCUGGGGUCAUUGCUUGGAUUCAAGGACCAUAUGAGCUCUGGCUGGUCUGGGAGCCCUGAGGAGGCUCUUUCAACUGUAGUUUCCCCCAACUUUAUUGGAAAAGUAGGCAGGAGGGGGCACCCCACUUAGUCUGAGGAGCUGAGAGUGAUGGGAACAAAGUGUGCAGUAUUAAGAGGAUCCCCUCCCCACCUAAAAAUGAAAACCUUUAAAACCCUCCUGCUUUACUGCUCAGACAGCGCUCCCCUUUGCUGACUCUGCCCACUGCCUCUUGCAUUGUUCUGUCUAUGGCUGCCUAAUAAAUUGUGUUCCUGUAUUU